GUCGGGACGUCGGGCGUCGAGACGGACGUCGUACUAGGGUGAACGGUUUCGUUACGCCACUGCCGUCGAGCCCUCCGUCGAGUUCGCCGACGGUUUUCGAGUGGUUGGUAAAAUUUUGACAAACUUGGGCAAAUCGACUAGAUUUGAAGUCGUGCGUCAACUAAAUAAUCCUGCUUUGCGUCAUUGAUACGUCAAUUCAACAUAAUGCAGAGACUGAGAAGUGCGGUCGCCUUUUCAACUUCGCUGUCGGAUUUUCAAAAAAGCUGACGUCAAAAGUUCGGUAGUAGUUGGUUUCAUAGUUUCAUGUACGUAAUAUAAUACGGCGUGUGAAAAUGAUAAUGAAAAUUUCGAACAAUCCUCGUCACUUUUCAUCGUUGAUCAUCCUUUUCCUUACUUUUCAAACCGGUGCUGCCAUCGAUUGUUUCAAAUGCGUUUCGAUCGGGGGUAACAAUAAGGCUUGCGACGAUCCCUUCCACAAUAAUGGUACCCUCGGUUUCCUGGAGACGCCAUGUCUUGGAGGUCGCAAGGGACGCGACGGCUUGUUUCCGGCUACAGCCUGCAUCAAAAUUGCUGGAAUUUACGAUGAAUCCGGGGUUUCGUUGACGGUGAGGAGCUGUGCCUUGGACAGCGGGACCCUGACGACGGACUCGGAGAUCAUCAGGAUGUCUCACUGUGGCGGAUUCUACUUCGACGAGAAGUACGUUCGAGGCUGUGUUCAAUCCUGCAGCGACGCCGACGCCUGUAACAGGUCUGGAAAAAAUUCACACUCGGCGGUCCUGAUCCUUGCGAUUUUCGCAGUCCUUGGUCGGCUUUGACCUGCAAUUCCUCGCGAUGCUUGAUCGUUGAAUCGAUGAUCGAGCCGCCGGAUACAUCGCGAGAACAACGAAGCUAAUUUGUCAUAUCUUCGCCGGAACCUAAAGGUGCAAUUUCAAUUCGCCGGAGGAUUUAGUGAUUGAGUAAUUGCAAUUUGGUUACGUGUCCACGAAAUCCAACGAGGCUGAUCCGUGGCCUUCGGUUUAAGACAUUGUAACGAAACUGUCCUGGGCUUGAUUAAUUCACUCAAUCAAAGUUAGAAUUAACCUAAGCGAAGGACACUGCGUAAAGGACGUCGCGUGCAGAGCUUCUCCAUAAGUAAUGAUGCAGCAGCCCCUCUUUAUAUAUUACAGAUAUUAUAUUUUAGGUAUAACUUCUAUCAUGGGUUGUGCCUGAUGAGCAUCAUUCCCAUUACAUACACUGAAUACUGUACCCCUGUAACUUCGUGGCGAAACCUCAUGGGAGAUUAUCUUAUGAGUAUACGUAGACUUGUAUUAUAGAGGAUGUGCUCGAAGGAUGAACGUGUCUUGGUCAUUUUGGUUUUUAUUUUUUUUUCCAUCGUUUAGUCAUUGCGAUGGUUGAUUCUAAUCAAUUUUCUUUUACAAACCGUUGGGGACAAUCCGGAAAAAAGUACGAAACGAAGCACGUUCCACACAAUGAGGCUAUUUUGGACAGAGCUAACAAAGUGAUAGAUUUACGAUCCGCGGUUAAAGGGUGUGUGGACCUUUACGAACAACGCUAUAAUUAAAAUAACAAGAAAACAAGAACUACAGUGGUUUUGCUGAUGUAGAUUUUAAUUGAUGAUUGCUCCGAUAUUUUCUGAAUGUUUCAGUGACAUUGCUAUUAUUGAUGAGACAGUAGAUUUUUACUGUCGAUUUACUCCAGCCAGAAAUGUAGGGGAAUUGCUACGGCAAAACUGUUUUUUGCCAGGAUAUUUCAUGUUAACGUAAAGCAUAUAUACGCGUAAAAAUGAUAGGCAUCAUGAUCGGAAAAUUCGGACUUAGUCUAAUGAUUUAAAAAUUUAAUACUGAUGUAAUUUGACAAUUAUAUAUUGUAGAAUUGAAAGACCAUAAGAAAGAAUUAGUUUGAAGAAUAAAUUUCAGUUUUUCUUAAGGGUCUUAUUAUGAGAAAAGAGGGCAAAACUAUCCGUACUGCCUUAUAAAUAAUAUUAUAAAAUCAUCAUGAUCUAUUAUACUUAAAUUAUAUACAUUCAUUAUAAUACGCACGUGCAAUCUAUAUUUAUAUUAAUUGCCAUGCGCAUUCAGCUUGACUCUGGAAAUAAAAUCAUUCGGGUAGAGUUUCUCUCUUGAUUUUAUUGCCGAUGCAAUUACGCAAUCCCCUGAACUUGGAUGCAAUUGAAGUUCCGUGUAAUUCUAAAAUUUUGCAAACGGCUGAUUUCAUAGUCAUGAUGAAAAGUGUAGAAGACUGUCAUUUCCUGGGUUAAUAAAUGUGAAAGAGGCGUUUUUAAUGUU
Neodiprion fabricii is the source of this 2285-nucleotide messenger RNA. RefSeq lists its product as uncharacterized. The transcript is spliced from 4 exons. Bases 333 to 815 code for a protein of 160 amino acids. NCBI's taxonomy places the organism in Eukaryota, Metazoa, Arthropoda, Insecta, Hymenoptera, Diprionidae. The record is from RefSeq and is a predicted model, not a curated record.